AUGCCUUCCUUUUAUCUAGCAUUGUCAAUCAUUUUCCUCUUUGUUUUCAACUCUCACGCAGAGGAUCUUGCACUGUCUUCUCAAACUGGAGCCUGCAAUGUCGGCCAACUGUACUGUUUUCACCAGAUCACAGAGGAUAUUCCACUGGCGGUGAUGGUGGUUCGUGCUGGUCUUGCAACAUACCCUUCUACGGCUGCCAAUGCACAAGUCAAUGUCGAAAAGCUGUCUUCCGUUGCGAUGAUUCGUACAGAUAUACAUACUCACACUCUUGUCUUCAGUGGAACUGUGCCGCAGGAGAAUGUCAUGAUUCGCCAACUCCACUAA
This is a messenger RNA of Aaosphaeria arxii CBS 175.79, 324 nucleotides long. RefSeq lists its product as uncharacterized. NCBI's taxonomy places the organism in Eukaryota, Fungi, Ascomycota, Dothideomycetes, Pleosporales. The coding region runs from base 1 to 324 and encodes 107 amino acids. The record is from RefSeq and is a predicted model, not a curated record. The transcript is spliced from 2 exons.